Sinocyclocheilus grahami is the source of this 1302-nucleotide messenger RNA. RefSeq names its product thymidylate synthase-like. Gene Ontology annotation, cellular component: cytosol; mitochondrion. Gene Ontology annotation, molecular function: thymidylate synthase activity. The transcript has 7 exons. The coding region runs from base 359 to 1162 and encodes 267 amino acids. NCBI's taxonomy places the organism in Eukaryota, Metazoa, Chordata, Actinopteri, Cypriniformes, Cyprinidae. Gene Ontology annotation, biological process: dTMP biosynthetic process. The record is from RefSeq and is a predicted model, not a curated record.
UCUAAACAAUUAUUUCUAAUGAAUAAGUCAAAUGCAUAUAAAGAAAAUGCAAAGCAUGUACUGAGGAAGUUUAGAGUGUAUUAUCAAAACUAGAAGGAAAUGGGAUGCUACUAAAAUCAGGAAACAAUCAAUUAUAAGGGCAUUAGUUAAAUUUUUAUAUCUUAUUAGGAAAAUAUAUGUAGAGAUCAAUGAAGAAAUGCUUUUACACACUCCAAUAUCGUAGGUGGCGGUAUGCAGCUUUAACGACGGACUUUCUGUAACCCGCCAAAAAACAAAAAAAGGAGAACAAGACGAACAGUUUCGCGGGAAUACAUGUGGGGUUGUGUUUGAAUUUGAGUUGAACCUAAAGCAGAAGAAAAUGUCCAGCGCCGCAGUGGAACUGACUAAUGGCCAUUGCGCGGACGCAGAAAACAAGAGAGAAAACAAAAAACACUUUUCUCAGUUCUGUGAUGAACGCGGUUAUUUGGACCUGGUCGAGUUCAUUCUGCAGGACGGAGUCCGGAAAGGAGACCGAACCGGGACGGGGGUGAUCUCUGUGUUCGGGACGCAGGCGAGGUACAGCCUCAGAGAUCAGUUUCCUUUGCUGACGACCAAAAGGGUUUUCUGGAAAGGCAUUUUGGAGGAGCUGCUGUGGUUUAUCAAGGGUUCAACCAAUGCCAAAGAGCUGUCGGAGAAGGGUGUGAGAAUCUGGGAUGCUAACGGCUCCAGGGAGUUUCUGGAUAAGAACGGCUUCAGCGAUCGCGAGGAAGGAGAUCUGGGUCCCGUGUAUGGCUUUCAGUGGAGGCACUUUGGAGCGGAGUACAAAGACAUGCACACUGAUUACUCUGGGCAAGGUGUUGACCAGUUACAGAAAGUGAUUGACUGCAUCACGUCAAACCCAGAAGACCGGAGGAUCAUCAUGUGCGCGUGGAACCCCAAAGAAACAGUAACCUACAUCGUGGAUGCCCUGGGGCCUGGCGAUUUUGUUCACACGUUAGGAGAUGCCCACAUCUACACCAAUCACAUCGAGCCGUUGAAAGAGCAGAUUCGGCGAGAGCCGCGUCCGUUCCCCAAACUCAAGAUCAAACGCAAAGUUGAACGAAUUGAUGAUUUCCAGGCAGAGGAUUUUGAGAUCUAUGACUAUGACCCCCAUCCUGCAAUCAAAAUGCAAAUGGCUGUUUAGAUCUUAUGAACAUCGAGGAAAAAAAAAUGUUGUUUUAGUAGUUAAAUAAAUCUGAUCUUUUCGAAUAUUUAAAAUAAAGACAGUAAGUACAUAUUAAUGGGAGAAGUGGUCUUGAGGUUCAUAACAUAACAUCUGUUCUC